Trichoderma reesei QM6a is the source of this 1461-nucleotide messenger RNA. RefSeq lists its product as uncharacterized. The transcript is spliced from 6 exons. Gene Ontology annotation, molecular function: transmembrane transporter activity. Lineage: Eukaryota; Fungi; Ascomycota; Sordariomycetes; Hypocreales; Hypocreaceae. The record is from RefSeq and is a predicted model, not a curated record. Gene Ontology annotation, cellular component: membrane. Gene Ontology annotation, biological process: transmembrane transport. Bases 1 to 1461 code for a protein of 486 amino acids.
AUGGUUGAGUAUCAGGAAAAGCAAAAAGGUUUCAUCUCCGCUGAACCAGACCUCACGGUAGACGAAAAGAAGCUUGAGAAGCGCUUGGUGCUCAAAGCCGAUAUCUUGAUAGUGGGAAUUACUUCCUUGGUGUUCCUUGUCAAUCAAUGGGACCGAGGGAACAUUGGCAAUGCUCGAGUAAUGGGGCUUCAAGAAGACCUCGAUAUCAGCAACGGCCAGUUCUACGACGCCGUGUCUCUAUACUAUGUGGGCUAUGUGAUCUGCAUCAUACCAGCCAACCUAUCCAUCCGGUUCUUCAAGGCCCAUCGACAGAUUGGCGGCUGCGUCAUCAUAUUCGCUACACUCUCAUGCUGCAUGGCUGCUGCGAAGAAUGCCGCUGCCGUUCUCGCCCUUCGGAUCCUGUUUGGUUUUGCAUCCACCUUUCUUCAAGCCCUCACUCUGUAUACCAGCCUGUGGUACAAGCGAAACGAACUCGCUAUCCGAAGUGGAGCGUUCUACUCGGCAGCCACAAUCGCCGGUGGGUUCAGCGGCCUCAUUGCCUAUGCCAUCCAAAAGAACUUGGACGGUGCCUUGGGCCAUGAGGCGUGGCAGUGGCUGUUUAUUAUCCAGGGGUGUGCCGGCAUCUUUGUUGGCAUCUGUGCCUGGCUGCUGCUCCCUCCUCCUCCUGACCAGAUCGAGAACAUGAAGCACUGGGCGUUUACGAAGGCUGAACUCGAAGUGGCCAUCAAACGCCUCAAAACCUACAACAAGGCCGGUGCUGGUUUUGAUAAGCGUCAGAUGCUGGCUGCAUUCAAAGACCCCAAGGUAUACCUUUGCUCGUUUAUGAACGCUGGUGUGUCCCUUGGACUGGCCUCCAUCAGUGCAUUCUUACCAAGCUUCAUUGAGCAGUUCGAUCUUUCUCCCACUCGAACUCAGCUCUUCUCCAUCAUCCCAUAUGCCUGCGCCUUUGUGACCCUCCUCGCCAUCAACACCGCAUCCGAUCGCACAAACGUAAAGGGGCCUUUCCUGAUGCUCUGUUUUGCCUUGUCAAUCAUUGGCUACAUCGUCCUCAUGGCGGUGACGAGCGUCAAGGUCAAGAUCUUUGGCACCUGUCUCAUCACCAUGGGCGUCUUCCCCUGCGUUACCCUCCUGGGAGCUUGGACGAGCAUCAAUGUUGGCGGCUUCACGAAGCGUGCCAUGACAUGGGGCACUGCGGAGGUUGUCGGCCAGUGCUUUGCCAUUUUGGCCUCUCACAUCUACACUGACCCUCCGCGGUACAUCAAGGGCCAUGCCAUUUGCUUGUCCUUCCAGGCCUUGGGCUUCCUUUCUGCGCUUGCAAUGUGGAUCUACAUGCGAUACCUGAACGACAAGAAGCAGAGGGAGGCUGCGGAGCAUCAGGAAACGGGUACCGUUCAUCCCUUGAGCCACCAGUCUCUUGAGGAGGUUUACGACCAGCAUCCUGACUUUCGGUAUAUCCUGUAA